Molecule: messenger RNA, 11351 nt
Organism: Oryctolagus cuniculus (rabbit)
Lineage: Eukaryota; Metazoa; Chordata; Mammalia; Lagomorpha; Leporidae
Source: RefSeq, a predicted model, not a curated record
CCCUCAUUUCCUGACUUCCAGGGUGCACACAUCCAGGGCUCUCCACAGUGCCUCCCACGGAGCGUGCAGCCACACGGGCCCCGGGGUGGGAUGGUGGGGCCCGUGUCAGAACUCAGCACGAGGCGAUCGCUUUAUAGCACAGCCACACCAGGAGGAACAAGGGGAGAUGACUUACUGUUCUUCACUGUGCAGUUUAGCUCCUGUGGAGAAAACGAAGGUGGCAAUUACAGCCGGGAAGGAACUUCACUCACGUGCCGGGCCCCAAGCUCUGCCCUGGCUCAUUUCCAAGAAUAGGAUUCAUGGGAUGCCCAUGCACUUCGGGAGGGCGCUCUGGGGAGGGGCCUCUUCUCACAGCAUUCUCACCCCACCCAACUGGGGAGCCGGGAUGACAAGAGGCACAGCGGAUGGCAGCAGGGAACUGGGGUUUUAGGAGGAAGUAAGGUUACGACCCGGGGACUUCAAAAUUGUAAGACAGAGAGGAUGGCAGACAUCUGGCACAGUGGUAAAGCCAUGGCUUGGAAAGCCUGCACCCCAAAUGGAGUCCCGGCUCCAUUUCUGAUUCUGGCUUCUUACUAAUGCACACCCUGGAAGGCAGCAGGCUCAAGGUACUUGGGUCCCUGCCACUCGUGCGGAAGACAGACUGAAUUCUGGGUGCCUGGCUUCUACCUGGUCCAAUCUUGUUUGUUGCAGGCCUUUGGGGAAUGAACUAGCAAAUGAAAUAUGGCAUAAAAGUAAAAAGACUUAAAAACUUAUCUUUUAGUUCCAUUUUUCCAUAAACAUUUUGAAGUUCCCACAUAUAUGUAUUCAAAGAUUUAUUUAUUUAUUUGAAAGGCAGAGAGAGAUAAAGAAAUAUCUUUGCUAGUUACUUCCCAAAUGGCUACAGUGGUUGGGGCUGGGCCAGGCCAAACUGAGAACUCCAUCUGGGUCUCUCACAUGGGUGGCAGAGGCCCAAGUACUUGCGUCAUCUUCCACUGCUUUCCCAGGUUCAUCAGCAGGGAGCUGGAUCAGAAGCUAAACAGCUGAGGCUCAAACCAGUGCUCGAUAGGGGAUGUCAGCAUUGCAAGCCAGACAGGUCAGGAAUGAGUCAGGAUCUCGUCAGUGACAGCUCAGCUCAGCUCCGUUCUUUCUUCCGCUCCCGGUGGUUUACAUGCACCAGGCCAUGAUCCUCGAAAGGAUGGAGAGUGGUGCAAGGGCUCCCCUUUUUAUCCUCAUUUUCUGGCAGUCCUCCAGCUUGCCAUCCUCCAACUUGUUGUCCAAUCAAUGUGUUUCCUCCUUGCUUGCAGUUGAACAGUCCAGUCAAUACUGUUCCUGCCUUACAUAUGUAUGAACAGUCCAGUCAGCGUGGGUAGGAGGGUAUUGCCCAUAGCGCACUGUUAUCUGACUGACCAGAGAUGUCUGCUUGGUAUGAGUAGGAGUGUCUCCCUAACAGCCGUUAGGUAUUGCCUCCACUCCUGACUUAUGACUCCACUUUACUUUUAUUUUGUGGCUAGUGGUAACGUUUUAACUCAAUGUUUUACUGUGGCGUUUCCACAGUUCAUCUCCUUUCCAGGGAAGUGGUGAUCUGUGACUCUUUGAGACUCCUGUGGGAUUCCCCACAGAUUCUAACCUCCUUCUGCCCGCCUACCUCCUCCUCCUCCACAGCAGGCAUAGAGCCCCUGUCCUCCAGCACCAGCCAGGAACCCAGGAAGCCACAGUACCCCUGCUCCCCUAAAGAUCCUCACUCCAGAGGAUCUUCCCCCCUCCCCUGAGGGUGGGGUGGGGAGGGAACACCACCCAGAGAGGCAGGCCUUGCUGCUGUCUCCACUGUUCGUCCACAUGCGUCUCCUCCUGGCUCCCCACGCUUCGUGGAGCCUCAGCAUAAAAACAAUUCUCCCUGGUUCUUUGAGUCUUCAUCUAAGAAGGCGCCUGUGUCAUGGAAAACUUGGGUUAAAUAACUGAUGCUUUUCUCUCGUUCACCUCCUUUUCGUUACAGGACUUUUGGCCAUGAGUGAAGAAAGUAUCGCACCCAUCCACUCCCACCUACUCACCACAUCUUACUUAAUUCUUUGCCACAUGAGUCUCCUUCCUUUAGGCCACCCUUUUGCAAGUAUAUCCCUGUGUUCAGCGCAUGUCUGCCACAUGGCAGCCAGGGAGUCCUGCUCUCACGGAUCUCAGCUGAACUACUCAGCUGCUGUGGCUGCAGUCACUUGGGGAAACCCAGCGAAGCUCCUCGAAAGGCAGGAUGAGGGCAUGGACGGGGAAGUCUGUGCCACGGAGAAGACGGAAUUCCACGCUGGGCAGCAAGCAUCGCCCUGCCCUGUGGCCUCUGCGAUCCAAAACUUCCCCGUCCCACUCCACUGAAGCUCUUGUUGCCCUGGCAAUGCCACAACUAUUUACCCUUUUAGGGUAUGUAGCAAACAUGAUUAAGCCCAGGACAGGUGAGAGGGGAUGCAAUCUGUAGAAUUGUGUAUGAUGAUGUUCAAACACUAAACUGGUGACUAUUGAUUUGGGCUGUAAAAUAGAUACCUCCUGUAGCCCAUUCUAGGUCUAGAAUAGUAUGAUUCUAAAAAAAUGCAAACAGGUGGGUUUCAGGAACAAUUGGAAAAAUGCAUCUACAUAGAGGGAUGUAAAUAAUUUUGGUUACUGAAAAGCUAUUAGUUCCUAGAUACUUUAAUAUUUGUUUACUAUAAUUUAUUACUUUAGUAUUUGUAUUUCAGAUUGAAACAAACAACAAAUGUGCACAUGUUAAACAAAAUCAAAUAUAUUAGUCACUUAUUCUUCUUUUCCUUCACCUAUUUUUUUUUUUUUUUGACAGGCAGAGUGGACAAUGAGAGAGAGAGACAGAGAGAAAGGUCUUCCUUUACUGUUGGUUCACCCUCCAAUGGCCGCUGUGGCCGGUGCACCGCGCUGAUCCGAAGCCAGGAGUCGGGUGCUUAUCCUGGUCUCCCAUGGGUUACAGGGCCCAAGCACUUGGGCCAUCCUCCACUGCACUCCCUGGCCACAGCAGAAAGCUGGCCUGGAAGAGGGGUAACCGGGACAGAAUCCGGUGCCCCGACUGGGACUAGAACCCAUUGUGCUGGAGCCGCAAGGCUGAGGGUUAGCCUAUUGAGCUGCGGUGCCGUCCUCCUUCACCUAUUUUUAAAAAUAAAUUGUAUUGGGGCCAGUGCCGUGGCUCACUUGGUUAAUCCUCCACCUGCGGCGCCAGCAUCCCAUAUGGGUGCCGGGUUCUAGUCCCGGUUGCCCCUUUUCCAGUCCAGCUCUCUGCUGUGGCCCAGGAGGGCAGUGGAGGAUGACCCAAGUGCUUGGGCCCCUGCACCCGCAUGGGAGACCAGGAGGAGGCACCUGGCUCCUGGCUUUGGAUUGGCGCAGCACCUGCCAUAGCGGCCAUUUGUGGGGUGAGCCAAUGGAAGGAAGACCUUUCUCUCUGUCUCUUUCUGUCACUGUCUAUAAUUCUACAUGUCAAAUAAAAAAAAUUGUAUAUACUCAAGGUAUACAACAUAAUGGUACAGAUAUAUACAGAUAGUAAUAUGGUUACUGAAGGAAAAAAGCAGUCAUCAAAGAAGGGAGGAGAAAAUUUCCACUUUGCUUAUGACCUUGUCUAAAUACUGACAGUUUGUGGAUUCAAAAGGCUUCCAUAGUCUAGGCAGCUCAUGUCAAGAGCCUCAGGUGAUCACUGACAUCAUACAUAAGAGUGUUAGUUGUUAAAUCAACAACAGAAGUCACUGUGCACUAACUUCCCAUGCAGGACCUCUGUCUUCAAAGAGUUGUAUUAUAAUUAUGUCUAAGUGCUUGCAAAAGAUGUAUCAUUCUUGGGUGCUUCUUUAAAGUUAAUUAAGUUUCUAAAAAAAAGUGAAAUUAACUUCGAGAUGCAAUGACUUUUGUUUUUAUUUAUUUAUUUAUUUAUUUAUUUUUUGACAGGCAGAGUGGACAGUGAGAGAGAGAGACAGAGAGAAAGGUCUUCCUUUUGCCACUGGUUCACCCUCCAAUGGCCGCUGUGGCCAGUGCACCACGCUGAUCCGAAGCCAGGAGCCAGGUGCUUAUACUGGUCUCCCAUGGGUUACAGGGCCCAAGCACUUGGGCCAUCCUCCACUGCACUCCCUGGCCACAGCAGAGAGCUGGCCUGGAAGAGGGGCAACCGGGACAGAAUCCGGCGCCCCGACCAGGACUAGAACCCGGUGUGCCGGUGCCGCAAGGCGGAGGAUUAGCCUAGUGAGCCGCGGCGCCAGCCCAAGAUGCAAUGACUUUGAACAGCCCUUGUCUGGACUGUUGAGGAACAGGUUUUUUUGUUUGUUUGUUUUUGCUUUUGCUUUUGUUUUAUUAUGCAAAUUGUUGAACUCUGCCUAGUAUAGAGUUGGUCUUCUGUGUAUAAAGUUAAUCUAAAAUGAAUCUUAGUGGAGAAUGAGACUAAGAAUGGGAGAGGGAGGAGGAGGAGGAGUGGGAGUGUGAGUGGAGAGGGGUAUGCUAGGAAGAAUCACUAUAUUCCUAAAUUUGUACUCAUAAAAUGAAUGAAGUUUGUAUUCCUUAAAUAAAAGGCUUCUUUGGGGGAAAACAGGUUACUGAAGCAAACUAACAUACCUGUUGUCUCACAUAGUCACCCUUUUUUUUUUUUUUUGGUUUUGUGGCAAAAGCCACUAAAAUCUACUCAUUUAGUAUGAAACUACUACCAGCAGACUUCAUGUGGUAAUUGCUCUUUUUUUUUUUGAAAGGCAGAGAGAGAGAGGAUAAGGGAGGGAGAGAGAUCUUCUAUCCACUCCCUAAAUGCCCAGAACAGCCGAGGCUGGACCAGGUCAAAGCCAGAAACCAGGAACUCCAUCCCGGUCUCCCCCAGUGGUGGCAGGGCCCAAGGAAGUGAGCCACCGUCUGCUGCCUCGCAGAGCAGGCAGUAGCAGGAAGCUGGGUCAGAAGCAGAGGCGGGACUCAAUCCCAGGCAUUCCAAAAUGGGAUGCCAGCGUGCUUGAGCAGUGGCUUAACCACUGGGCCACAAUGACAGCCCCGUCACUCUCAAUUCAUUGAAUAAGAAACUGUGCAGCCUACGCAUGCCACUAAGAUAAACUGGACUCAGUUCCUGCCUUCAAGGAACCUGGAUUGCAGAGGUGGCUACUUGGGCAAAGGUUUCCUAAGUUUUAAAGAUCAGCAAUAUCAGGUGAUUACUCCUGGUGCCUGAUACCUCCCUCCCAGCCUUCAUCCCCCCUCUUUCUCCCCUGUCUCCGUCAACUGGCCAUAUGACCUUGACGUGGGCUUCACGGGUGGACGUUCUAGGUAAGCAGAAGAUGUCCUCCCAGCUUUGCAGUCAUCUUCUUUUUCUAAUCUUGUACAUCGCCUUCUCCUGUGGAUGCAGGACAUUUGUACCAGCAUAAUCUCAAUGCCCUUCCUCCUUUUGUUUAAAUCUACAGUGGUGCUCUGUUGGUUCUGUAUCACAUAAUUGUAUUUUUUAAAGAUUUAUUUAUUUAUUUGAAAGUCAGAGGUACACAGAGAAAGAAGGAGAGGCAGAGAGAGAGAGAGAGAGAGAGAGAGAUCUUCCAUCCGCUGGUUCACUCCUCAGAUGGCCACAACAGCUAGAGCUGUGCUGAACUGAAGCCAGGAACCAGGAGCUUAUUCCAGGUCUCCUGUGAGGGUGCAGGGGCCCAAUGACUUCGGCCAUCUUCUACUGCUUUUCCAGGCCACAGCAGAGAGCUGGAUCAGAAGUAGAGCAGCAAGAACCCAAACCGGCGCCUAUAUGAGAUGCUGGCACUGCAUCCGUGAUCCCACAGUGCCAGCCCCCACAUAAUUGUUUUAAUAGUCAUGAUGUUUUUGUUUGUUUUUAUUUUUUUUGAAAACUUUUAUUUAAUAAAUAUAAAUUUCGAAAGUAGAACUUUUGGAUUAUAGCAGUUUUUCCCCCAUGACCACCCUCCCACCCACAAACCAUCCCAUCUCCUACUCCAUCUCCCAUCCCAUCAUGUUUAAUUGAACUGUCUUCAGGGCAACUUUUAGCCAGAAGAGGGAGUGCAAGAGCCAAAGCUGGGAAAUCUGGGGAAGUUUAUGGCUUUCAUAUAUUUUCUUCUGUAUUGAAAGGCCUGGAAUUUUAUUUUUCAAUUUGGCACUUAGAGCCCAAAGUUCAGCCUUGUAAUAUGUGUAAAGUUAGCCAAGCUGUUGGGAGUGGACUACCCAGGCAAUGUUUUAACAAGCAUAUGAUUUAGAUUUAAUAAUUUGUUGAAAACAGGGGGAAAGCAUAAAUCAAUAACAUGAGCAUGAGAAGUGGUUUUGGUUGUAGUCUACCAAACACGUGUAACUACUAAUGCAGGUGCUUUGGUCUACAUCUCUGUAUGACAGGAAGUCCCAAAUCAGAAGGAACCAGGUUAAUCCAUUUUUUAUGAGUCAUUGUGUGGACCUAAAACCAACUGCCCAACAUAUUAACAAUUGAUAAACCUGGUAAAGGCACAUAAAGGAGUUAUUUAUACUGUUCAUAUUCUUUUUUUUUUUUUUUCAGAUUUAAUUAUUUGAAAGGCAGAGUGAUGAGGGGAACAGGGAGGCAGAUCUUUCCUGCACUGGUUCACUCCCCAAACAAUUGCAACAGACAUUGGGCCAGGCCAAAGCCAAGAGCCAGGAACUCUACCCAGGUCUUCCAUGUGUGUGGCAGGGGCCCAAGUACUUAGGCUACCAUCCACUGCUUUUCCAGGUGCAAUGGCAGGGAGUUGGAUGGAAGCAGAGUAUUGGGACUUAAACCUGCACUCCUAAAUGGGAUGCAGCAUUGCAGGCAACUCCACCCCUUCUAGAAUUCAUUAGUAUUCAAAUUCUUGCAACUUUCCCCAAUUUGAAAUUAGUUGCAAGUUAACAAAAAUUAUUUCCUAGUUUGCUUUGAUCAAUCAGAUAUGAUAGUAUUUAAUUAAUUGCUAAAAACUAGAGCCUUUCAUCUACUUCUUAGGAGUGGAAAAAGUAAAUGUUGAAGUUUGUUGAGAUCUAUAAUUGUGAAAUUAAACACAAUUGGCAUUAAUAAGGAAAGUGUGAGAUUUGAUAUACAUGAAUUAUCAGAAUCUCAUUUUAUUUUUCCUAGGAAUUUUAGAAUCUCUAGUGAGCUGGAGAUGUAGAAAACAAUGUCAAAAUAUUUCCAAAAGGGGGAGGCAUUUAGCCUAUCAGUUAAGAUGCUGAUUGAGACACUUGCAUCCCACAUAGGAGUGUCAGCUUCUGAGACCUGCUCCGGGGCUGGUGCCAUGGCUCACUAGGCUAAUCUUCCACCUGUGGCGCCAGCACCCCGGGUUCUAGUCCCAGUUGGGGUGCUGGGCUCUGUCCAAGUUGCUCCUCUUCCAGUCUAACUUUCUGCUGUGACCCAGGGAGGCAGUGGGAGAUGGCCCAAGUCCGUGGGAGACUGGCUCCUGGCUUUGGAUUUGGCUGUAGUGACCUUUUUGGGGGUGAACCAACGAGGGAAGACCUUUCUCUCUGUCUCUCUCUCUCUCUCUCUCUAACUCUGCCUGUGCAAAAAACAAGGCCCUGCUUGAGUUUUUCAUUCCAGCUUCCUGCUAAUGUAGACCCGUGGAGGCAGCAGGUAAGAGGGCAAACAGCUGAGUUCCUGGAUCCCAGCUUCAGCCCUGCGAUUUGCAGGCAUUUGGGAGCUCUCCCUUUCUCUACCUUUCAAGUAAAUGUUGAAAAUUUUAGAUGUAUUUCCAGGGGCAGGCAUGUGGUGUGGCUGUUAAGCUGGUAUUGCGCUCCCCACAUCUCCUGUUAGAUUCCCCUGGCUUGAGCGCCUGCUCCUAGUUCCAGCCUUCUGCUAAUGUGCACACUGGGAGGCGCUAGACGGCAGGUCCCUGUCCACCCCGCACUGCCCCGCCACCCGCCACCCGCUGCCCCACCCCUGCACCCUCCACCCCUGUGUAGGAGUUCCAGUAUCCUGACUUUCGCCUGGCCCAGCCCUGGAUGUCCUGCACAUUUCACCCAGUGGAAGAUCUCUCUGUGUCUGUCUCUGUGCCUUUCAAAUUCCAAUCAAUUAAUUAAAAAGACAGAAGACUUAAAAUCCAUGGAGAAGUGGCGUUCACUUACUGUGACCCGUGGAAAGGCUGAGAAGGACCUACCCUUGGAUGUCUCUUGUCGACUUCAAUUCUCUAGCUUGGUUAACUUGCUGCUGUUUACAAUUCCACCUUGGCAGUGCGAGCCUGGCAUGUGCACCAGAGCACGCUGGAGGGUUGUACGUCCUGCAUUUGGGAGACUAAACGAAAGUAAAAUCAGGCCGGCGCUGCGGCUCACUGGGCUAGUCCUCUGCCUUGCGGCGCCGGCACACCGGGUUCUAGUCCCGGUCGGGGCGCCGGAUUCUGUCCCGGUUGCCCCUCUUCCAGGCCAGCUCUCUGCUGUGGCCCAGGAGUGCAGUGGAGGAUGGCCCAAGUGCUUGGCCCUGCACCCCAUGGGAGACCAGGAGAAGCACCUGGCUCCUGGCUCCUGCCAUCGGAUCAGCGCGGUGCGCCGGCCGCAGCGUGCUGGCCACGGCGGCCAUUGGAGGGUGAACCAACAGCAAAAAGGAAGACCUUUCUCUCUGUCUCUCUCUCACUGUCCACUCUGCCUGUCGAAAAAAAAAAAAAAAAAAAAAAAAAGAAAGAAAGAAAGAAAAGAUCAAACAGCUACCUUUACCGCACCUCCAAGACUACCGAAGCAGAAUCCACUGGAAUGAACAAAACAGAAGUGAGUGCUGUGCCGCGGAAUGGCUUCCAUGUUUUUUUAUUACUUGAAGUCUGUCUUAAUCCUUCUCUUCCUAUCAAGCUACAUACGGAGAAUGUUUUCUCAAAACUUAGGCUGAGUUUGGCAGCUCCACACAGAUUCUGGAAAUGUAUGUAUGCGUUUAAAAGGACCCGGGGGAGGGGGGGUGGUUGCUUGUUGUUUUUGGUUGGUUUUUGUGUGUGUUCCCAUCUAUUGUCUAUUCACUGCUAUGGAGUUAGUGACUAUUCAAGUGCAUCUGAAAUAGCACUAUGGAAGUUGGAAGUUCAAUUUCAAGAGCUGAGUUCGCCUGGCCUGUGGUUUCAGCACUCAAUAUCGUGGCCACUGCAUUCGAUACACUUGGCAAGAUUUCUCCAAGUGGAAAGAGAUAGAGGUUUUACUGCACUCCAUAAAUAUGACCAUUUAUUGGCCCCAACGUCUUUAUGUCCCCAUUCAUUCAGUGCUCGCUUAAGCUGUCCACUGUGCUUGACCCAGUCCAUAAAUGUAAAUUGCCCACUUCUGAAACUGACUCUGCGUGACUUUGGAGUAGGAGCGAGCGGGAAUUACGCUACUUCCACAGACCUGGGUCUCCUGCAGCAUCUGCCGGGGCUCCAGGGAGCUCCCAGGCAGCAAGUUACUGUUGGAUUUCUUUCUUCCCGUUCUCCAAAGGACCAUACAUGCAUGUUACUCUGAAACCUUAAUUUCAAUGACACACUGAAGAGAGCUAACAGUUAUGUCUUGUUUGAUCAAUGCUAAAAGAACAAAUAGGGAGAGGGCAUUUGUUAUGGUGGUUAAGACUCCCACUGGGGCCACCGGCAUCCCAUAUCAGGGUGCCUGGGUUUGAGUCCUAACUCUGCCCCCGAGUCCAGCUUCCUGCUAGUGUGCACCUGGGAGGUGAAGUACAUGGGCCCCUGCUACCCGCAUGGGAGACCUGGACUAGGUUCCAGCUCCUUGCUUCAGCCAGGCCUGGAUCCGACUGUUAAGGGCAUUUGGGAAGUGAACCAGAAGAUGGUUCUCUCUCUCUAGCUCUCUCUGCCUUUCAAAUAAAAUGAAAAUCAAUUAAAAUUGAAACAGAUCAAAUAGGAAUCCUAUUUGCUAUUUUUCUUUAUUACUAGACUAAACAUCUUCCAUUGCAUAGUGCUAUUCAAGUAAGAAGGCUCAAGCAUUUAAGCGGUGCUGGCCUUGUCUCCUGGUGUGGUUACCUGCCCUUCUCCCCUCCUUCUCCAAGUCUGGAGAGAUUCACAGGGCUCCACGGACUCCACGGCUUCUCUGCGCUGGUUAGAGUCCUUUACGUCUAACUGCUCUUGCUCUAGCCUGUCUUCCCUGUACUGGGUGAUAGACCACUAAGCACCUCCUAAAAUAUUCCUUCACAUUAUUCAAAGAUCAUUUUGGAUGGACAAGAGUUUGGCACAGAGGGUAAGAUGCUGCCUGGGGUGCCCACACCCCAUUUCAAAUUGCUCGUUCUCAAGUCUGGCUUCCUGCUAAUGCACACCCUGGCAUGUGCUUUGUGAGGGCCCAAGUCCUUGAGUACCUGCUACCCACCUGGGAGACCCACACUGAAUUCUCUGCUCCUGGAGUUUGGCCUGGCCCAGCCCUGGUUCUUUUGAACAUUUGGGAAAAGAAACAACAGAUGUGUGAUCUCUCUCUCUCAGUCUCUGUCUUUCAAAUCAGUAAUUGUUUAAACAAGAUAAUUUUGAAGUAGCCUCUCCACACCCUUGUGUUCUUUAUGCCCAAAAAUAAUCAUCUUACAUUCUUCUACAUUUUUCAGCUUUCUAUUUUCCUAAUAUUCUGGGCCUUACAUUUCCAAAACAAAUUGACCCACUUCCAGGAAUAAAAUAACUAAAGAUACGUGUGCCACAUAAAACUAAACUGCUAUGCACUGAAAAAGAGAGGGGAUACAGAAAUCAAGCAUGCCAGCAAACUGCUUACUUUUCCUGAUAAGACAUCUCAUCUCAUUUGUGUAACAUUAGGAAGUAGUUGAUAGAAAAUAAAAACUGGAAAAAAAAAACUGGGAAAGGAAUAGUAGAAAUACGUACUUGUGUUAAAAUUGCUUGGAUGGCAUUCUGCAUGGGUUGGAAAUUUCUUUUUAACUCACUAGGAAAUUUUAGGAGGGUGGGUGAAUUUAAAACUUUUUUUUAGCUUACCUAAUAGUGUGCUUAUUAGAAGAGACACUAUAAUGAUUUCAAAGAAUUUAGUACAAUGCCCAGCACAUACCAGAUGCUUAAUAAAAGGCCGUUAUUAACUGAUUGCGCUUCAGUCUAUUCAAGUGUAUUUUUUUUCUAACAUAAAACAUGAAAAACAGGAAACCUUUCCUCUAAUUAGGUAAUGAGGGCUAGUUGGCUGGAGGCUCUCCAGAUAACUGCUAUGUAAGAAUGUGCACCGUGAAGCAAGAAGUGUCCCGAGCGCUGCAAAGCUGCAAAAUGCUCUGAAAUCCUUAACAGGUCUUAAGGUAUUACUGGGAGAGGACCAUUUUUCGGGAUGGAGGACUCAGACGUUCUCCUGCUCAUCUGAAUAACACACAGUGCAGAACUCUCUCUCUUCGUUCCUUCCCUGGUCUUGAGGAAAUGCAGAUGUUAAGUUGCUACCCAAGGACACUUUAAACAAACAUGAAGUCAAUUCAGUUGUUUCCUGAGAGAUUGACUUCUUGCAAAAGCCAAAGAAAAUCUUUUCCUAAUCCAAAAGGUACAAAAACUAAGGCUGAGACCAUAAAGCAGGGG